This is a messenger RNA of Pelodiscus sinensis (Chinese soft-shelled turtle), 5548 nucleotides long. The record is from RefSeq and is a predicted model, not a curated record. Lineage: Eukaryota; Metazoa; Chordata; Testudines; Trionychidae.
AGAGCCUCCCCUAGGCCGGGGGACAGACCCAGCUGGGAGCGAACCAAGGCAGGUCCCCAGACACUGGCCAGAGCCUCCCCUAGGCCGGGGGACAGACCCAGCUGGGAGCGAACCGGGCUAGGACCCCAGCAACCAGCCUGAGGGGGGUCCUUGCUGGACCUGGAACCUGAGAUCCCAGGGAGCCAGCCCAGCUCUUGGGGAUGGAGCCCUGAGAGCCACAGGGCCUAGGGGGACUCAGGCAGCUGCCCAAGGGGACAUGCGUCCUGCUUUGCUCUCCCAGGGGGAGAAGGAGCCACUGGGAAGCUGUGAGCCACGCCUUGGCUCCCCCAGAUAAGGGACCCUAGUGUCUGGAGGGGGUACCUUGAGAGAGUGAUCAGAUGUGGGGGCAUCCCCAUAGUCCCAUAAGAAGGGUUGUGUAGGCUUCCCCAUAGGGGAGGGUUUAUAGGCUCCCCCCAAUUAUCCACAGGAGUCCCCACCUUGGUGGUUUAGGAGUGGGCAUCCUGCCUCUCCAUCGAGAGUAAAUAGUCAGAUAUUCCUGUAGAGUCCAGUUGAACAAAGUCACCUUUUAGACUCCAAUCAGGAUCUCCCCAUAACCACCCUAAGAGGAUUUAUCACAUCUGAAGAUUUCUCUCUCCCUUUUGGGAAAUUUUUGCUCAAGAGAGAACUUGUGUGUGGUGGUUAGAUUCUUUUUUUGAUUCUUUUUUUUUUAUGAGCCCUUUUGAUCUGGAUGUUCUGACUGAGAGAAGGUUUUUUGAACUGAAUUUGUCUUCUGUGCAUGUCUCUUCUGGAGAAAGACUGGAUCCUGAGCAUUGUUGUAUAUGUGGGGGGCAACGCAUCUGUGAGAUCUGUGCAAUAAUAGUAAAAUGCAAAUUGGAUAAGAAGACGACUCCUUGCCCAGGGCUCCAAUGAGUGGCACACAGUCCACAAUCACGGACAGGUUUCCUCUCAAAAAACCUACAAGGCAUGGCAGCAUUCUGAGCAGAGAGACUCCAGCUGACAAGAAACAGAAGGUUGAACGCUGCAGUAGUACACACGACUUUGAUCCUACAGAUAGCUCCUCCAAGAAGACAAAGUCUAGCUCGGAGGAGAGUAGAUCCGAGACGUAUGGUCUUGUUCAGCGCUGUGUUAUUAUCCAGCGGGAUGAAAAUGGAUUUGGGCUGACAGUUAGUGGAGACAAUCCAGUCUUUGUGCAGUCAGUCAAAGAAGAUGGAGCAGCCAUGCGGGCUGGAGUGCAGACAGGUGAUCGAAUCAUCAAGGUGAAUGGGACUCUUGUGACGAACUCAAACCAUGGAGACGUGGUGAAGCUGAUCAAGUCGGGUUCCUAUGUAGCUCUCACUGUGCAGGGGCGCCCACCAGGGUCGUCCCAGAUUCCGUUAGCCGAUUCUGAAGUGGAUCCAGCAGCAUUUGGGCAUAUGUCUCCCAUCAUGACAUCUCCCCAUUCACCUGGGACAUCUGGAAACGCAGAGAGGAUUACUAGCCCUGUGCUGAUGGGGGAGGAGAACAAUAUUGUUCACAACCAGAAAGUGGAGAUCCUGAGAAAGAUGCUGCAGAAUGAGCAGGAACGGCUGCAGUCCUUGCAAGAAGAUUACAGCCGAACACCCACCCCACGACUUCUCAAGGAGAUACAGGAAACUAAGAAGCACAUCCCUCAGCUGCAAGAGCAGCUGUCCAAAGCCACAGGUUCUACUCAGGAUGGAGUGUUGUUCUCCAGACCUGUGACGGAAUCGCUGCAGAUCAGUGAAGGAGAGGCAGAAAGUGGGGAUGGGCUGAGCAAACUAGAUUACAGUAGUGGUGACGGGUCCCGGCCAAACAGUGACAUUGCUGAUAGUCCCCGCAGUGGCCCGAAGGAACGGAUUUACCUGGAGGAGAGUCCAGAGAAGAGUGAGAUUCAAGAUACUGAUUCUCAAUCCAGUGUAGGGAGUCCCUCCUCCCGCAUGGCACCUCAGAUCAUCGGCGCAGAGGAUGACGACUUUGACACUGAACAGGAGCAGAUCAAUGGGCAAUGCAGCUGUUUCCAGAACAUUGAGCUGCUGAAAUCUCGCCCCGCUCACCUGGCUGUGUUCCUGCAUCAUGUGGUGUCACAGUUUGACCCAGCCACACUGCUUUGUUACCUUUACACAGACUUGUACAAACAGACCAACUCCAAAGAGACUCGUCGGGUCUUCCUUGAGUUUAACCAGUUCUUUCUGGACCGAGCUGCGAAUCUGAAGGUUCCAGUUCCAGACGAAAUUUCUGUAGAUCUAGAAAAAAGAAGGCCCGAACUCAUUCCAGAGGAGCUGCACCGCCAUUAUAUCCAAACUAUGCAAGAUAAAGUUUAUCCAGAUGUCCAAAGGCAUCUGGAAGAUUUCAGACAGAAACGUAGCAUGGGAUUGACACUGGCCGAAAAUGAACUGACCAAGCUGGAUGCAGAACGUGUCCGUGAUCGGAUCACGUUGGAGAAAGAGCGAGCGUGUGCAGAGCAGAUCAUUACCAAAAUCGAGGAGGUGUUGCUGACAUCUCAGCCUCUGGAAGAGGACAAGAGCUCAGCCAUGCAGUAUGUGAUCCUUACCUACAUGAAAAAUCUGGGUGUGAGAGUCAAGGAGCCCCGGAGCUUGGAGCAGAAGCGUGGACGUAUUGGUUUCCUGCCAAAGAUAAAGCAAAGUAUAAAGAAAGAGAAAGAAGGGGAGGAAAAGGUGAAGAGGAGAGGUUUCACCAGUAUCCUGGGACCACAAAGGAGACCGAGUCGCCAUGACAGCAGUGCAAUUGGCAGGGCCAUGGAAAUACAGAAGCAGCGUCAUCCAAAGCACUUAUCCACUGCCUCUUCAGUUAGUCCAGAGCCGCAGGACUCAGUGAAGAUGCGCCAGAGUGGGUCCUCUAGCGAUGGCACGGAAACGUGCCCUCCUGCCAAUCCCAUGUCUCCUUUAGCUAUGGGGCCCUUUGCCUCACCGGACGGAAGCAAGGAAAAUGACACAGGCCCCAAGCAGUCUGGUGAAGCUCCACCUCUGAGUGACUCGACGGAUGGCGCACCCCGCACACCUAACACCAUCUUUGAGUUCCCAUCUCCUCCGCUGGACCAAUUGCAAGAGGAGGAAGGAGAAUUAGAUAGAUUAGCCGACUUGGGAACACCAAAGCUUUUCCGCAAGACGGACAGUGUGGGCUUUGGGGAUAUUCAGAGUGAGGACGAGCUGUUUGAUUUUGAUACUGAGACCGAUCCUCCCAACUGGCAGCAGCUGGUAAGCCAAGAGGUGCUGCUGGGGCUGAAACCCUAUGAAAUCAAACGCCAGGAAGUGAUUAAUGAGCUGUUCUACACAGAGCGAGCUCACGUCCGCACGCUGAAGGUUCUGCAUCAGGUCUUCUACCAACGUGUGCUGCGGGAAGGCAUCCUGACCCCAUCUGACCUGCGGAAAAUAUUUUCAAACCUGGAGGAUAUCCUUCUGCUCCAUACUGGGCUGAAUGAUCAGAUGAAAGCUGUCCGUAAAAGGAAUGAGACAUCAGUUAUUGAUCAGAUUGGGGAAGACUUGCUAACCUGGUUCAGUGGCGCAGGAGAGGAGAACCUGAAACACGCAACUGCCACCUUUUGUAGUAACCAACCUUUUGCUCUAGAAGUGAUUAAAUCACGGCAGAAGAAGGACUCUCGUUUCCAAACGUUUGUGCAGGAUGCUGAGAGCAAUCCACUGUGUCGCCGGUUGCAGUUGAAGGAUAUCAUUCCCACUGAGAUGCAGAGGCUGACUAAGUACCCCCUUCUGCUGGAUAAUAUCGCCAAGUACUCAGAACGGCCUGAGGAGAAGGAGAAAGUGAAGAAAGCAGCAGAUCACUGCCGUCAGAUCCUUAACUAUGUGAAUCAGGCUGUCAAAGAAUCUGAGAAUAAGCAGCGUCUGGAAGAUUAUCAGCGUCGCCUUGACUUGUCCUACUUGAAGCAGUCAGAGUACCCUAUGCUGGAUGAGCACAGGAAUUUGGACUUAACUAAGAGGAAGAUGAUUCACGAAGGGCCUCUGACCUGGAAGGUUAAUCGGGACAAGACUAUUGAUCUCUACACACUGCUCUUGGAGGAUAUUCUAGUGCUGUUGCAAAAGCAAGAUGAUAAACUGGUGCUGAGGUGUCACAGUAAGAUCCUGGCAUCUGCCUCUGACAUCAAACACACAUUCAGUCCUGUUAUCAAGCUGAACACUGUGCUGGUUCGCCAGGUGGCCACAGAUAACAAAGCUUUCUUCGUCAUCUCCAUGUCAGAAAAUGGUGCCCAGAUUUAUGAAUUGGUGGCACAGACCGUUUCUGAAAAGACUGUAUGGCAGGACCUGAUAGCUGAGAUGGCAGGGACAGUAAAAGUUGAGGCAUCAAAAAGGCCAAUUCCAUUACCACAGUCGGGACCUGGCGAUGAGGAGCAUGAGGAAGAGGAGCAGCAGAAGCUGAAAGAAGAACAGCGGGACAUCCCUGCCAGCAGUAUGCAGAGUCCAGAUACAGAUUUGGGAAUUGAGCCUCCCUUGAUGCUGAAGGCUCAGUCUCCUUCAGCAAUCAUGGCUGAGAAGUCCGAGGGAGAAGAAGAUCCUGACGCUGAAAAUCAUUUUGAGAGAGAUCAACAGACAGAACUGACGGUUGGAGAAUCCUCUGCUCACCCUGAACCGGCAGUCCCUCUCCAGAUCUCAGAAGAGCGCUGGGCAUUGAAUGCGCUAAGAGACUUGGGCUUGCUAAAGCAGUUGUUGAUGCAGCAUCUGGGCAUGUCUGAGAAGGGGACGCUGGAAGGCUGGCAGCGUUUUCCUAAGUUUAGGACCGUUUCCCGAGGGGCCCAGGCACAGAGUGGAGUUCAGGAUGGACUACAGCCUUCUGAUGACAAGAUGCAGCAGUCUGGAACAGACGGGAUGCAUCCCAGAACAGGAGCUAAUGAAUCCUCCGCUUGUUAUGGCCUCCGGACUUCAGCCGAAUUCCCAGCUUCACAGGAUGCUGUGCAGCUGGGAUCUAGACACACCAGGUCUAGUAACAGUUUAGUCACGGACCAUGUGAGUAUGACCCUGGAGACCCCUGCCACCGAGCUGGAAGGGGGGGGUGCUGAUGACAAUGGAGAGCACUUCUUUGAUGCUCAUGAGGCCCACAGCGAUGAGACUCCAUUGGAAGGUGAAGUAAUGGAGAGAAAGGAGGAAGAGGAGGUACACAUACGGAUCUCAGGAAAUUAUUUGAUCCUUGAUGGAUAUGGAACUGUGCAGGAGAGCUCUACGGAUGAGGAGGUGUCCUCGCUAGUUCUGCAGUACACUGCAGGUCACUCUUCUUUGGACUCGGCAAACCAGCAACCAGUUUCCCCACAAGACGCCCAGUCAGACGAAGGGAGCUCCUCAUUUCCUGAGGAAUUUAUGGCCUCACGCUGGGCACAGGUGGACGAAUUGUGCUCCGAUGUACAGAGCCCCCACUUCUCAGUAGAGUCACGUAUCCAGGUGAUGCAGUACAUUCAGAAGAUAGAGGCUAACCUUGAACACCUAAAGGAAGUUGAGGAAAAUUACGCCACUCUCCUUCGCCAAAGGCCGACUGGAUCAGCCCCCACAGAUGAGCAUUCAGGUACAUGAACAACACAUCAUCCCUUCUC